Messenger RNA from Aegilops tauschii subsp. strangulata, 720 nucleotides. Its product is annotated as avenin-like a1. Gene Ontology annotation, molecular function: nutrient reservoir activity. Lineage: Eukaryota; Viridiplantae; Streptophyta; Magnoliopsida; Poales; Poaceae. The record is from RefSeq and is a predicted model, not a curated record.
CCUCCCUCAUCACCCUUCACACAAACAUAAACACCAAAGCAAGCUUAUAGCCAGCCACCAUGAAGACCAUGUUCAUCCUCGCUCUCCUCGCCUUCACGGCGACAAGCGCUGUUGCGCAGCUGUACACUACCUGUAGCCAGGGCUACGGGCAAUGCCAGCAGCAGCCGCAGCCGCAGCCGCAGCCACAGCCGCAGAUGAACACAUGCGCUGCUUUCCUGCAGCAGUGCAGCCAGACACCACAUGUCCAGACACAGAUGUGGCAGGCAAGCGGUUGCCAGUUGGUGCGGCAACAGUGCUGCCAGCCGCUGGCCCAGAUCUCGGAGCAGGCUCGGUGCCAGGCCGUCUGUAGCGUGGCACAGAUCAUCAUGCGGCAGCAGCAAGGGCAAAGUUUCGGGCAGCCUCAGCAGCAGGUUCCGGUCGAGAUAAUGAGGAUGGUGCUUCAGACCCUUCCGUCGAUGUGCAGAGUGAACAUCCCACAAUAUUGCACCACCACCCCGUGCAGCACCAUCACCCCCGCCAUCUACAGCAUCCCCAUGACAGCUACCUGUGCUGGCGGUGCCUGCUAAGAUCUGUGAUGUGCUAGCUAGAUCGAUCACCGUUUAGUUGAUCGAUGAAGAGCUACAAAAUAAAAGUGCCAUACAUCAUCAUGUGUGGCCAGUACUAUUGCAACUUGGAAAUAACAGACCUCUGUUUCUGAAUAAAGCUUUUGUCCGAAUAAAA